AUGAAGUUCACUGGUAUCCUCUCUGCUCUCGCUCUUACCUCCGCCGUCUCGGCCACCACUGUCUCUUACGACACUGGCUACGAUGACAAGUCCCGCCCCAUGACCUCCGUCGCUUGCUCUGACGGCCCCAACGGUCUCAUCACCAAGUACGGCUGGAAGACACAGGGCAACAUCCCCACUCCUUACGUUGGUGGUGUCAACAUCAUUGCUGGCUGGAACUCCCCCAACUGCGGUGGCUGCUACCGCCUCGAGUACAAGGGACGCAAGAUCAACGUCCUUGCCAUCGACCACGCCGCCUCUGGCUUCAACAUUGGCCUCGAUGCCAUGAACGCCCUUACUGGUGGCCAGGCUACUAAGCUCGGCCGCGUCAACGCCCAGGUCUACCACGCCGACGCUUCUGCUUGUGGCCUCAAGAAGUAA
Fusarium poae is the source of this 420-nucleotide messenger RNA. RefSeq lists its product as uncharacterized. The record is from RefSeq and is a predicted model, not a curated record. The coding region runs from base 1 to 420 and encodes 139 amino acids. NCBI's taxonomy places the organism in Eukaryota, Fungi, Ascomycota, Sordariomycetes, Hypocreales, Nectriaceae. The transcript has 2 exons.